Messenger RNA from Asparagus officinalis (garden asparagus), 1284 nucleotides. RefSeq lists its product as uncharacterized. Lineage: Eukaryota; Viridiplantae; Streptophyta; Magnoliopsida; Asparagales; Asparagaceae. The record is from RefSeq and is a predicted model, not a curated record. Gene Ontology annotation, molecular function: catalytic activity. The coding region runs from base 1 to 1284 and encodes 427 amino acids. The transcript has a single exon.
AUGAACCUUUCCUUUUGGAAUGUUAGGGGAUUAAAUAAAUCUCCUAAACAACAUCUAGUUAAGCAACACAUUCAUCAAUACCAUAUAUCUUUUGUUGCUCUACUGGAAACCAAAAUUAAGGAAGGGAAACUGCCUGAAAUAGUUAAAAGAAUUGCAGCCAACUGGAGAUGGUUCUCAAAUGCAAACAGUACAUGCACUGCUAGGAUUUUGAUGCUAUGGGAUCCUAAUAUUCUGGAUUUACAAAUUUCUGGUUUCUCAGCCCAACAUAUCACUUGCAAAGUUUGUUCUACUGAUGGAAGGGUGGACUGUUAUAUCUCUUCAAUUUAUGGUUUUAAUCAUAUGGAAAUGAGAAAAGAGCUUUGGUUAGAUUUGUACCAGAUCCAUCAAGUGAUUGGUAACUCACAUUGGCUUCUUAGUGGAGAUUUUAAUGCAGUGCUGGGAAAUGAAGAAAAAUUAGGUGGUGUUAUGCUUACAGAUGCUGAUAUCUUGGACUUUAGAUCAUUCACAGAGGAUUGUCAGCUUUCCCACUUAAAAACAUUGGGAUGUUUCUACACUUGGAACAAUAAACAGGACUCUGCCACUAGAGUCUGGAGUAGAUUGGAUAGAUCCCUUGUUAAUGAUUCUUGGAUCCAGAUUUUUAAUUCCAGUCAUGUUGAGUACUUACUCCCAAGCUUCUCAGAUCAUUCUACAUGCCUUAUAUCUAUAUAUGAUGAAGAAAUCAGAGGUAAAAAGCCAUUUAAGUUCUAUAAAAUAUGGAUCAAUCAUUCCAGUUUCCUUCCUACUGUUUCUUCAGUUUGGCAAUCUCACAUUGGAGGGUAUAAAAUGUUCUCUGUAAACUCAAAGCUCAAACUUUUGAAAGGUGCAUUAGAGAACCUCAAUCAGGUGCACUUCUACAAUAUCUGUGAUCAGGUGAAUAAAGCUAGGCUGGAGGUGGAGGAUAUUCAAAAAAAGAUACAAAAUGAUCCCCUCAACCCAGUCCUCAUCAGUCAAGAAAAAUGCAGUAUUUCCUCCUAUAACAAACUCCUGAAUUGUGAAUUGUCCUUCUUCCAACAAAAAGCUAAAAUUGCUUGGAGCUUACAAGGGGAUAGGUCCACCAGCUAUUUCCACUCUGUCAUCAAAUCUAAUAGACACCACAAAAGAAUCAUGGUUCUCUACAACAGCUCUGGUGAAAGGAUUACUGAGGCUGAUAAUAUUGCAAAUGAGUUAACUUCUUUUUUCAAGAACGUCAUGGGUACUGCAGUUGUAACAAGUAAGUUGCUUAGCUGCUCCUGUUUCCAAAGAUGA